Molecule: messenger RNA, 792 nt
Organism: Thelazia callipaeda (thelaziosis nematode)
Lineage: Eukaryota; Metazoa; Nematoda; Chromadorea; Rhabditida; Thelaziidae
Source: the annotation of a GenBank genome assembly
AUGGCUCGUGGACCUAAGCGCCAUUUGAAGCGUCUGGCAGCACCAAAACAUUGGAUGCUUGACAAGCUUGGAGGAGUAUUUGCUCCAAGACCACGAUGUGGGCCGCAUAAAUUACGAGAGUCGCUCCCCUUAAUAUUGUUUUUACGUAAUCGUUUGAAGUAUGCGUUAACGUAUAACGAAGCGCGAAUGAUUUGUAAGCAAAGAUUAAUCAAAGUUGAUGGAAAGGUGCGAACAGACAUGCGGUUUCCAGCCGGAUUUAUGGAUGUAAUUAGGAUUGAUAAGACAAACGAAACAUUCCGAUUGCUGUAUGAUGCCAAAGGAAGAUAUGCUACACAUCGUAUCACAGAACAAGAGGGUAAUUUCAAACUUUGCAAAAUAGUUAAAAAGUCUGUUGGUCCGAAGGGAGUACCUUUCAUUGUCACUCACGAUGCACGCACUAUUCGUUACCCUGAUCCUCAUGUGAAAGUAAAUGACACGAUAGUGAUUGACAUUUCAAUUGGAAAAAUGACUGAUUACAUCAAAUUCGAACAAGGUAAUUUAUGCAUGGUGACUGGAGGACGUAAUAUGGGUCGUGUUGGUGUUGUCGGGCAUCGUGAGAAACAUCCGGGUUCAUUUGACAUUGUGCAUGUUAAAGACGCUGCAGGCCAUUCAUUUGCCACCCGGCUGAAUAAUGUCUUUAUAAUUGGGAAAGGAACAAAAGCUCUGGUAAGUUUGCCAGGACCAACAAAAGGUGUCCGCUUGACGAUUGCUGAAGAACGAGAUCGUCGACUUGCCCAGAAAAAAGCUGCUUGA